UGCUGUGAUACUCAAAGAUAGCAGAAGCAGUUCCUUCAUUUGGGCACUGAAAUUUUCCUCAGCUCUUGAGUUAAUGUUUGUUUGUGCAAACAAUGAUUUUUGUGUUGUUGAUUCAGUGUGGUUGUCGUAAAUCCUGAAUAAGCAAAUCUGAACAGCUCAAACUGAAGCAUAAUGUGCUUUACUCGUACUCCAAACUGAAUCAGUACACAAUUUUGUCCUCAAUACCAAUACCUUUUCAGCACACUCCUCAAUGCAAUAUUCUGUAAUGCAACCACAACCGCUGAACAUAUUGUUAAGCACGUGCAAAGCAUGUGGGUGCAAAAAAAAUUGGUACAGGCAGCUGUGAAUAUGGAAAGUCCCAUAAUGCUGAGGUGUGAAGAGUAGUAGGUGGAGUGCAGUUGUUUUAACAUUCUGAGCCCACAAGCUGACAAACAGUAAGAUUCAUUACGAGAAAACCAUUUAGCUGGAAGUCAAAUGUAGCUCACAAGAAUGCAGCUUAAUUAUUUCUUAUUGUCACCAGUGCAUGACUGGAUACACUAUAGUGAGUCCAUGAUACCGCUAGGACAUUAAGACGACUGCUCUUUUCCCGUUCCUUAGGAAAAAGUCAGCACUGGAUGGCAACCUAAUGGAAGAGCGUGACCAUUUUUGCACCGAGUUUGGAUGAUAUAUUUGGGACGACAGGUGUCUGAGGACCUCAGUGUAAACAAACAAGGACUGACAUCCCUCAGUGCUUUAGAGCAGACCUUCAGAUCUGGACCAAUGACAGGACAAUGAAUGACAGCGCUUUUGUAUGUGAAAAUAGAACCAUUGAUAUUAAAGAAUACCAGCGUUACACCUAUGCAAUCAUCUACACAGUAAUCCUGGUCCCAGGGUUGAUCAGUAAUGUUUUGGCACUUUGGGUUUUCCAUGUGUAUGUGAAGGAAACAAAGAAAGCUGUGAUCUUCAUGAUCAAUCUGGCCAUUGCUGAUCUGCUCCAAGUACUUUCAUUGCCUUUGCGCAUAUACUACUACCUGAACCAAUCCUGGCCCUUUGGCCAUGUUCUCUGCAUGUUUUGCUUCUACCUGAAAUAUGUCAACAUGUAUGCCAGCAUUUACUUUCUGGCAUGCAUAAGCAUAAGACGUUGCUUGCUUAUCAUCUAUCCACUGCGAUACAAAGCAACAGAACGGCGACGAGACCGCACAUGGUGUGCAAUAGGCUGGUUCAUCGUGUGUAUUGGAUGCCUGCCCUUUCCUUUGCUGAGAAAAAACUCUGACUCCUCCGAGUCAGGAAAAUCUGAAAUCUGCUUCUCAGAGCUACCCAUGGUGCCUCUAACCUUGGCAAGUGGAGUGACUCUUGUCACACUGGCAGAACUCAUUGGUUUUCUGUUACCCCUAGCAGUGGUCCUCACUUGCACGUGGUUAACUGCUGCAAGUCUGCGUGAAAAAAACUGUGUCCUUCAAGAUGCUGGAGAAAAGCACAAAGCUCUCAAGAUGGUGCUGAGCUGUGCAGGCGUCUUCCUGGUCUGUUUCAUGCCUUAUCACAUCACCUUUCCUUUGGACUUUUUAGCCAAAUCCAAUAAGCAAUUGAGCUGUGCAUUCAGGACUGCCAUCCAACGCUCCCAUCCUAUAACCUUGUGUCUGGCCAGCUUUAACUCUUGCCUGGACCCAGUGAUGUACUACUUCACCACUGAUGAAUUCAAGCGGCGUCUCUCAAGGCCAGAGUUGGUUGAAAGCUUCCAUUUGCACCGCAGGAUGUCUUGCUCAACAACUGAAGUGAAAGCGUUGCAGUCUGAGCAAGAAGGAGGAAUAUGAAGACAUUAACUAAAUUAACUACUGUUGUCACUAACAUUGAGGGUAAGAUCCCACAAAGACUGUAGACAAACAAUGAGAAUAAAUCUAAAAGCCACUUUAAGAUCAAAUUAUUCCCAUAGUCCUUAUUCGUGGAAAUGACUAAGACUUAAAAAUAUGAAUAACCUGCACUGAGUCCAGUAAAGUAAUAUUGAAUAUAGCCAAUACUAAAUAUUUAUGUACAAAUGUGGUCAUGGUGUGAUAACUGGAUGUUGUGAUGUGAGCUAUGUAUUAUUGCUUAAAGCAAUCUGAUUCAUGUAUAUUUAGAGAAUCAUAUGAUGACAAAAUCACUGUCAGUAUGUAAUGUGUUAAGACUAAAUCAAAUCUUCCUUCUUGUAAAUUAAAUUCAGCAAAAGUUUAUACAAAUACACAAAUGUUAUUCUUUUAACAAGACAAAGCAAGCUCAGUAAAGCUGAACUACAAUUACAAUGUGGAGAAUAUUGUUGUUCUCUUACAAACUAAUGAAAUAGCUACCCCAAAACACA
Molecule: messenger RNA, 2311 nt
Organism: Pangasianodon hypophthalmus (striped catfish)
Lineage: Eukaryota; Metazoa; Chordata; Actinopteri; Siluriformes; Pangasiidae
Gene: gpr174
Product: G protein-coupled receptor 174
Exons: 2
Coding region: 771-1790 (339 amino acids)
Biological process (GO): positive regulation of Rho protein signal transduction; phospholipase C-activating G protein-coupled receptor signaling pathway
Cellular component (GO): membrane
Molecular function (GO): G protein-coupled receptor activity
Source: RefSeq, a predicted model, not a curated record